AUGACAAAUGCUGCUUCUCCGGAUUCCAUCCAACACAGCAGCAAGUCCAGCUCCUCCUCCGGGGUCAUACCCUGAGGAGGUGGGUGGGUGCCUGGGUGGAGGGGAGUGUCCCGGUCGUGUGCCUCCAUCUUCAAACACAUACGGUGGAGCUGUGAGUGCCGACGGUCCAGGUUCGUGCCAGAGGAGGAGGCUGAAGCUGACCUUCUGCAGGGUGGAGUAAGGGCUUUUAUGUCACACAGACGGCCUAACAACCAAAAACAAGGCAAACACAUGCUGGAGGAAGAGCGCAUGUGUGGAAGCUGUGGAAUGUGACUCAGGAAGACACUCAUUCACACGUGGAGUGUGUGGGCAGAGUGACCUGAGGGUCCAUCGCCAUAGCAACAGGCUGGCCAGCCUGACGCCGGAAGCAGGAAGUGGAGACGGAGAGUCCAUAAAGGCAUCAGGAGGCAGACGGACCACGAGGGAAGGAAACGGGUCACGUGACCUGAUUAAGGUGCUUCAACAUCGAAUAGGCAUUAGCUUAGCAGCUGAGGCAAACUGCAGACUCACAGACUCAUGUUAUUGCUGCAAUGUUUUCAUCCAGCACCAGUUUAGGCUGUUGCCACACACAGUUCCACUGGGUAUGGUGUAUUUCCUUAUUUUGCCUGAUCAGAUGCAGUCUUUACAUGUACACUCAUUAGGGAGAAGCCAGACUUGGUCCAGCUUCAAAAUCUCUGGGAGAUUUGAAGCCAAAACUGACGAUCACCGAGGUCAUCGUCCCGACACCACUAUCCAGCUGUUCGCUACAGCUACAUGUAUCCUUUCCUCAUAUUGAGAAUUGCUAUUUGUACACAAACAUAGGUGAAACCAGCUCUGGGUGUGACCUGAGCAAUAAACUAUCAAUGCCAGGGUCACAAAUCAAGUUUUUUAACAAAAACGGCAGAAGUGAAAUCAGGGAACCUGGGAGGAAUAAUAUGUCCCUCUGUGGACACCAGGGGUCCACGCUGAUGACCUGUGGACACCCAGGUAGAAUCAAAACCAAAGGUGCAGCCUUUCAACAGCUGACCCAGAACCAGCAACUCAAACACAUUUGAUUCCUUUGAUCCAGUGAUUACAGCUCAAAGUGCUGCCAUCUCUGAGUGACCUCUGUCCGUUACUGUGUUUUUUUGUUUGUAGGUCGACAUGCUCCCGCCAAGCUGUUGGGUCCUGCUCAUCCUCACCGUUCCCUCAUGCACAGGACAAGAAAGCAGCUGCAGCUGUAACAUCACCAACAGUCGCUGUGACGAGUUUGGCGUCUGCAGAUGUGACCCCGGUUGGGACGGGGAGCUGUGUGAGCGCUGCGUGCCGAAGCCCGGCUGUCUGCACGGGUCCUGUCAGCAGCCGUGGCAGUGCAGCUGUGAUCCGGGCUGGGCUGGACGCUUCUGUGACAAAGACCUAAUGGUGUGUGCGGCGCAGCAGCCGUGUCAGCACGGAGCCACUUGUGUAGUGGAAGCCAGCGGUGAAUAUGCCUGUGUGUGUCCUGAAGGCUUCCAUGGUAGAAACUGUCAGCUGAAGGCUGGGCCCUGUCACCAGAGGAGGUCCCCUUGUAAAAACGGUGCUCUGUGCGAAGAUGCAGACGGUUUUGCUGCCGAGCUGACGUGUCGCUGUCUGGCAGGUUUCACGGGGUCACACUGCGAGACCAAUAUGGACGACUGCCUGAUGAAGCCUUGUGCCAAUGGCGCCAUCUGCCUGGACGGCGUCAACCGCUUCUCGUGCCUCUGUCCAAGCGGCUUCACCGGACGCUUCUGCACCGUCAACGUGGACGAGUGCGCCAGCCGGCCGUGCCUCCACGCCGGCCGCUGCCUCGACCGUGCUGGAGGCUUCCACUGCGUCUGUCAGCCCGGCUUUGCUGGAAGCACCUGUCAGACGCUGCUGGGGGGCGUUGGAUCCAACCUGACCACCAGAGUUAAACCUCACAGAACAACUAGUAACAGCAGUCGUCAUGGCAACCAGCUGUUUAAGGUGACGGUGAGCGAGCGCAGCGCCAGUCAGCUGUCACGGGUGCAGCUCAUCGUCCUACUGGUGCUUGCAGGGCUCACACUAGGGGCUGUGGCACUAACGGCCUCCUUUGUACUGCAAGGUCACUGCAGCAGGUGCUUGUCAGCAUCACAACGGGGACAGAAGAGCUCGCAGAGGACAGAUCAGGACGCAUGUCAGAUCAACUUCCUGAAUGCUGCAGAACCAGAGAAUAACAAGGUGAACACUAAGGUGAUGCUGACUGAGAGGCGAUCAAGCACAUGACUUCACAGACGAGGAGGACGCGUUCCCUCAGCUGGUACCACCUCUGAGCACUGCAGGGUCAAAGGCUGCAAAGUUCCAAAGCGUCAAGCUGUGAACCAUAAAAACAUACACAUUUAGUCUGGCAAAGUAAAACGACCUUUUUAAAGGUUGAGGCAGUUUGAGCCAAUGCAGACUUGACGUGAGACAACCAAGCAGGUUGGUCUUCACUGCUACUGAUAUUAGACCCUUUAUGUUCCUUCCGAGUUGUACCUGCACCACUUACAGGUUUUGUUGGCAUCUGUGAAAGCACAGUUAGACAAACAGGAGCCAAAUGUGUCGUACAGUAUGUGCUGCAGCCGCUGCUGCUCAUCCCAGAGAAACUGGAUCUGGUCAGGAAACAUUGGUUUCGUCAGUUAAUCUGACAGCUUUGAACUAUGCUUCGGUGAGAUCUUAUGAGGACACAUUUCUGUGAGGUACACACACCUGGAACCUUAAUGGAGCAGUAGUACAAACAUGUUGCUUUACAAGAUAGCCACUAGACGGCAGGAGAGACACGAGGACAGAGGGGUUGACCGAGGAGAAACAAGGCCAGCCAGACUUAUCCCUGCUCUGCUCCACAACCAUCUGAGUAUUUAUGUCAGUGUGUACCUUCCUGUGUCUGAUGGCUACGUGCACACCACAAGCUGGAAAUGGCUCCAAUUUCAUCUGCUGCCCCCUACAGUGUAAAGCUUAGUGUAGAACUAAACAGAUGGUGAUAGCGAAGGCCUGUUGGCUCCUGCUGGCGUCCACCAGACCCUGUUCUCCAUCUUUCCGUGACCACUGUGACAUUAAGAAACAUAUAGUGUUAAAAAAUGGACAUUAAGAAAGAAGAAAACAAAGUCAAAUCUGUCAUUUCAGAUCAAAAUUCAUCACCUAAAUAACAAGAGCAGCCCUAUAAAUAACUUAUACACUUGCAUAAAUGUACAUCACAAUUUAAGUUUAAAAGGCUCACUUCUUUACCACCACUGGACCUGAUUAAAAAUAAAAACCAUU
Messenger RNA from Betta splendens (Siamese fighting fish), 3270 nucleotides. It is a transcript of the gene dlk2, whose product is annotated as delta-like 2 homolog (Drosophila). Gene Ontology annotation, biological process: axon guidance. Lineage: Eukaryota; Metazoa; Chordata; Actinopteri; Anabantiformes; Osphronemidae. Gene Ontology annotation, molecular function: calcium ion binding. Bases 1162 to 2259 code for a protein of 365 amino acids. The record is from RefSeq and is a predicted model, not a curated record. The transcript has 8 exons.